This is a messenger RNA of Aspergillus puulaauensis, 534 nucleotides long. Its product is annotated as protein Fmp52, mitochondrial. The coding region runs from base 1 to 534 and encodes 177 amino acids. NCBI's taxonomy places the organism in Eukaryota, Fungi, Ascomycota, Eurotiomycetes, Eurotiales, Aspergillaceae. Gene Ontology annotation, biological process: import into nucleus. The record is from RefSeq and is a predicted model, not a curated record. Gene Ontology annotation, cellular component: cytoplasm. The transcript is spliced from 2 exons.
AUGCCCUCAGUUGUACUACUCGGCUGCGCCGGCUUAGUCCCUCAAAUCUUCGUCUCGGCCUUCGGAACCACGCGCGCUGCCGCGGGGUCCUUUGCGAAUCAAUACGCCCUAGAACAUGAUCUCCAUCUCGACCUCGCGCGCGCUGCGAAGGAAGCUGGUUGUAGAGUUUGUGUGCUUGUAUCGUCUUCAUCUGCUCAUGACCGAGUCCCUGAUUUCGCGUACGGGCGAAUGAAGCGUGGGAUUGAAGACGGGGUCAGAGCUCUCGGGUUCGAAAGGACCGUUAUUUUGAGACCGGGGGUUAUUCAAGGGCAGAGGGAGGAAGCAAGGACCGGGGAGGGUGUGGCGAAGGUGAUUAUAAGGGGUUUGGGGGUCGUUUCGCCUUCGUUGAGGGAUACACUGGAUCAAGAUGCUGGGGUUAUUGCGGAGGCAGCUGUGGCGGUAGGUGUGGCGUCUCUGGAGGAUGCAGAGGUUGAAGCCCAGCCGAGGGUGAGGGUUAUUGAGCGGAGCAAUAUCUUGGAAUUUGCGACACAGUGA